AUGUCAAAAGUGCCCUUUGGGGUUAAGGACUGUGGGAAGACGUGUUCAUCAGAUGGGGUUCAAGUGAUGUAUGAAGAAAGACUGAAGGAGAAACCACAACUAAAAGUGGAAUCCACAAGGAAAUGUUUUUCAUGUGAGGUGUCUGGCAAGGAAGUGUCUCAAAAGAGUCACAUCAACUUUAACAUGGGAGUCCACACAAAGGAAAAGCCAUACAACUGCGAGAUUUGCAAAAAGACAUUCCCAUCCAAAAGCGAUCUAGGAAAACAUGUUGAUGAGAAACCAAACAGCUAUGAAUUUUACAAGUACAUCUCACAGAAGCAUAAUCUGGUGAAGAAUAUGAGAGUGCAUACAAAGAAGAAAACAUAUAGCUGUGACACCUGCAGUAAGAAAUUUUCUGAGAGAAGUUAUCUUGUAAAGCACAUUAGAGAACAUACAAAAGAAAAGCCAUACAUCUGUGAAAUUUGCAAUAAUACCUUCGUAUGGAAAAGUUAUCUGGUGAGGCACAUUAGAACACAUACAAAGGAGAAGCCAUACAGUUGUGAAAUUUGUAACAAAGACUUCUUAAGGAAAUAUAAUGUAGCAAUUCAUAUGAGAGUACAUGUAAAGGAAAAGCAAUACAAAUGUGAGAUUUGUAACAAGAACUUUUCGCAUAGAGGUAAUCUAGCGAGUCAUAGGAGAUUACACACAAAGAAAACAUACAGCUGUGAGAUUUGCAAUAAGGUCUUCUAUGUGAAAAAGUAUGUAGUAAGGCAUAUGAGAGUGCAUACGAAAGAGAAACCAUAUAGCUGUGAGAUUUGCAAUAAAAACUUUCCAGAAAAAUAUAAUCUAGUAAUCCACAUGAGAGUACACACAAAAAAAGCUAGUCUAGUGAGACAUAUAAGAGUACACACAAAAGAGAAGCCAUUCAGCUGCAACAUUUGCAAUAAAACCUUCUCAAUGAGAAGUAAUCUACAUAUGAGAGUACAUAUGAAUGAGAAGCCAUAUAGCUGUGAAUUUUGCAAUAAGAACUUUGCUUUGAAAGUGGAUUUAGUAAAGCACAUGAAAGUACAUACAAAGGAUAAGCCAUAA
This is a messenger RNA of Penaeus monodon (black tiger shrimp), 1068 nucleotides long. RefSeq names its product zinc finger protein 271-like. The record is from RefSeq and is a predicted model, not a curated record. Gene Ontology annotation, molecular function: RNA polymerase II cis-regulatory region sequence-specific DNA binding; DNA-binding transcription factor activity, RNA polymerase II-specific. Gene Ontology annotation, cellular component: nucleus. The coding region runs from base 1 to 1068 and encodes 355 amino acids. The transcript has 4 exons. Gene Ontology annotation, biological process: regulation of transcription by RNA polymerase II. NCBI's taxonomy places the organism in Eukaryota, Metazoa, Arthropoda, Malacostraca, Decapoda, Penaeidae.